GUGUCUUCGCAGGGCGUUAAGAAGCUAGAUCCGGCGCUGUUCUCUGAGUUCGAGGGCCGUGUGUUUGGAGACGAAUGCGUGUGUAGAGUGGACCUGUGCUCCAUGCUGAAGAAAAAGAGCGCAGAUGGAUACUACCACCGAGAGAAGAGUGUCAGCUUCAAUCUUUUGCAAAGCAGGCAGCGUGCCACUCGGACAAGUGUUAAGAAAGCCUCAGAGGAUGAGGAGUUAGUGAGUCUGAGUAAGCAGCUGGUGGAAGAUGCCGUGUUGCGGGCCGUGCAGCAGUACAUGGAGGAAACUCAACAGAACGGCACCGCGCCGAAAGACGAGGCUCCGCCGGGGGCCGCCGGCAAACUCAACACCACCAAAUGACCGCGUGAGCCCUGAGCCAGACCCUGCGGAGAGCCGCAACACGCCUCCACCUGCCAGGGGGCACCAGAGCGCAGCGGAGAGCGAUUGAGUUGAGCUGAAGUGGAGCAGAGAGUGUACACAAGCCAAGUGAAGACGCACACAGCACUCGAACUGAACUUUAUUUUCCUGCCUUCCCCCCGUCCUGCAUCACUAUCUGUUUGACUUUAUUUGUGACGGAUGCUUCAGAGAACAAGCAAACAGGUUCACACACACACACACACACACACAUGCUGCUGUAGUGUCUGGAGGCCGUUGCUUUGGCAUCUUCACUUCUGACAAUCACAGUGAACUGCUCAGAUUGACUGCACAUGACCUGCAGGCCUGAAGCCCGAGCCGUCAGAACAGCUUAUGAACUCUGAAAGUGUUAUGAACACGCUGUUGCGUUUGUGUGUGUGUAACUGUCAGAUGAUGAUGUGUGUGUUGUUUGUGCCGUAGGGUGUGUGUUUGCUCAGAGCAGAAUGGAUCGGGAAAGAGAGCGCAGGCGGACGCAGGUAGAGGCCAUAAAGACACUGUUAGCACAGGAAAACAUUCGAGCUAAGAUCCGACAGGAGCUCGACUCGGCCGUCAGAGGGAGUCCACACUGAAGCUCAUGGACACACACAACCAUCUCAAAGUAAACGCGCUCACACACACAGACCUUCACUGAUGAACACACACACACACUCACUCUGUGAGGUUCAGAAAAGCCACACACACAUCAGUCCACAGCGUUCUUACUGAAGCGAGGCUGGCCUGAAGUAAGCUUAUUAUAUGAUUUUUGGGGGGAAUUAAAAUGUAAAAGAGCUGAUUUGAUUUGUCACAGUGGCCUUAGAGAAAUCACACCUACUUAUAUUGCUGAAGAACAUGCCGUUUCAGUUUUGCUUUUGCGUAUUUUCACCAGAACCUUCAAAUGUGUCUUUUUAUGCUCCCUGUCCUGAUCUCUCUUGAGUUUGCCCGUUCUGAUGAAGUGUUGAAGCCAGCUCCAUUCAUGUAAACAGUGCUGUGAUGUCAUCGUUCAGCGUUUCCUUUCCCAUCUGUCACUUUUUUUACUCUUAAAAAUAAAGAUGACAGCGAGUGGACGUGA
Molecule: messenger RNA, 1471 nt
Organism: Sinocyclocheilus anshuiensis
Lineage: Eukaryota; Metazoa; Chordata; Actinopteri; Cypriniformes; Cyprinidae
Product: A-kinase anchor protein 7-like
Exons: 3
Coding region: 103-369 (88 amino acids)
Cellular component (GO): cytosol
Molecular function (GO): protein kinase A regulatory subunit binding
Source: RefSeq, a predicted model, not a curated record